Molecule: messenger RNA, 2564 nt
Organism: Gadus morhua (Atlantic cod)
Lineage: Eukaryota; Metazoa; Chordata; Actinopteri; Gadiformes; Gadidae
Exons: 4
Coding region: 97-1635 (512 amino acids)
Biological process (GO): lipid transport; lipoprotein metabolic process
Cellular component (GO): membrane; extracellular region
Molecular function (GO): lipid binding
Source: RefSeq, a predicted model, not a curated record
AGUCUGUCCACCCAUCACCAACUGUCUGAGUCUGUCCAACCAAUAACCAAGUGUCGGAGUUUGUCUACCUAGAACUAUAGACCAAACGCGGUGGAGAUGUUGCAGUCCUACGUCUCCGACACUCUGGACUACUUUGACACAGUGACCUCAUUCUGUAACGAAAACUCCAAAUGGAGGCUCGAGAGGGAGACAGAGCUGGAGCUGAUGAGGGACAUCAAGGAGAGGGCCAGCCGACUGAACCUUGGAUUCCUCCAGGUGUUCAAAUCUAAAGAAAAAUGCAAAGAAUUCGGGGAAUACCUUCGCACCAAGAGUACAGGCAAUAAAAGCGAGGAGCUGGAGAAAGAGCUGGCUACUGUGCUGAAGAACACUCUGGAAGGAGUGGAGAAGCUCACCUGCUUCCUGGAUGCUGUGGAGAAGCUUGCAGUAACUUCUCUGCAGGUGUUCACGGGCGGAGAAGAGGUGGUGAAGCUGUCUUUGGGGUUCAGCCUGGAGAGUGUGAAGGACAUCAUCUUAGCUGCCCGGCUGGUCUGUCCUCUCCUCCUGCACUUCAAGAGAGAUGCUGAGGUCUUCUUCACGCCCAGCCUCCACAACGUGGCCGUCUUUGAGGCUGAGUUGGACAAAUACAUCCGCACCACUGAGAAUAUCUGUAAGACGGUGGAUGCAAGCUUUACUGUCGGCUUCGGGCACAAAAGACGCCGCCAGCCUUUGGUUGAGUUUGCGGAGGAUCUCACGGAGGAGGACCUGCGGAACACCCUGGCCCACGUCGAAGCCCUCUCCAGUCUCAGGAGGGACCAGGACUUCAGACUGGUGUUCUUAUUCCAGGAUAAGUCGGUGUCGGGCUUUGUCAACCAGUUCAGCGAGUGCCUUCCCAGAAUGCUCCAGUUCCUCGAUGAGAUGGAGGGCUGUGCCGUCCAGCUAGACAGGAUGAAGAAGGGCUCUAAGAUCUCCAGGGUGACUGGGAGCUCAGUGGGGGUCCUUGGUGGGGUCAUGACCCUUGCAGGUCUGGCUCUAGCCCCGGUGACAGCUGGGCUGUCUUUGGGUCUGACCGUGGGGGGGGUGGGUCUGGGGAUCACCAGUGGGGUAAACUAUGCAGUCACCACAGUAACGGAGAUUGCCGUUAAUGAAGUACAGAAGAAGAGGGCCAACGGAGGCCUCCAGUGCUUCAUGGAGGAUGUGGAGAGAAUCCAGGCGUGCCUGGAUGAGGUCAUCAACCAGAGGGAAGAGACAUUGGGAAAGGAUCAUUUGGAUAGUGCUAAAGGAGCUGCAGGAGUGGUUUCUGCAGUUAGUGGAAUUGGUUUCAGUGCUCGUUCAAUUCAUAAAGCUAGAUUGGCUGCAAGAAUUCCAGGAAUAGCAGAGCAAGCAGCAAAGGGAACCCGGGCUGUGACCCAGAUGGCUGUUGGUAUUGGGUUGAAUGUCCUUUUCAUUGGUCUGGACAUCUACACCAUCUGCACAGAAAGCAUCAGUUUGUCCAGAGGAGGACAGACUGAAGCCUCCGAGUUCAUCAGAGCCAGGGCGGUCCUUCUGCGCUCAGAAGUGGACUGUUGGAGAAGAAUCCAUGACUCUGUGGGUACUGGCAUGAAGCAAUUUGAGAGUAGGGAAAAUGUUCUUCAGAGCUCAUUCAGAAAUCAAUUAUAAUGCUCUCUCUUGCAUUUGUAUGUAAUUGUUGGACCAACAGGGAGAAAUCUCUCAUCCUAAAUCUCAUGAGAUUGACACAUAUUCAGAAACCUUAUAGUAUCUGAAGAAGCAGUGUUUUGUGUGCGCUCGGAUAUCGGUAUAUUCUGUGUUGCAACACAACACAUGAUGAGUCAGGAGCUGUUGGUUCUUCAGGUUUCUGGUUCUUGGUGCAGUAGAACAUUACAGUACUUGUUUCUCUGCUUGAGACCCACCUGUCUUUUCUUACCUUAAGUGUGUGUGAUUUUUAACUGUUGUCUUCCCUGAAUGACCAUUUAUUAUUGAUACAAUUGCUCUUCUAUUAUGUUACCCUAUUAAUGUACAUUUUGAGUGUGGCAAAAUGAAAGCCAACAAAAUAAUGGAUUUGAUUGCCUCGGUUUCUGUCUGCUUUAGGAAACGCACAAAGCUUAGGUCAAAUAAAGUCUAUAGGCCAUAGACAAAAUGCUGAUGGUUUUUGUACAUAUUUUAUAAUUGUAGGCUUAUAAUAAACAAGCCUUGGUGAUUUAUGGCACACAUACAAACUUAUUUUUUUACACGUGAAGACAAUAUUAGUAUAUUCAUAGAAAAAGAAAAUUGGAACUCGAUUUUACGUUAAGUAGUAAUCAGUUUUAAUUCGUUUUAAGGAACAGCAUAACCCAAAAUAAAACUAUUCUUGAUUAAGUUUUCUGACGUUCAGUCAAUCAUUGAUUGAAACUUCAUUGACCUUCGCCGUAGUGCCCCCUAGUGUUCAUCUGGGGAACUACAAGCAGAAACUCCAAAGUCCAUGUUUGUCGUGUUUUAUCUCAUGUUCUCGAGUUCUCGAAAAGAGAGCUAUGGGGAAGAUAAGUGAUUCUCUGUUUAGGUAUAAGGAUUAUAUCGGUCUGACUACAGCAGAAUACAUCGAAUCCCUUCGG